This is a messenger RNA of Hermetia illucens (black soldier fly), 3474 nucleotides long. RefSeq lists its product as uncharacterized. The record is from RefSeq and is a predicted model, not a curated record. The coding region runs from base 1 to 3474 and encodes 1157 amino acids. The transcript has a single exon. NCBI's taxonomy places the organism in Eukaryota, Metazoa, Arthropoda, Insecta, Diptera, Stratiomyidae.
AUGGAUCUAUUGCUUUUGUCACCACCAAAACCUGAGCAAACCGAACAAUUGCGGCAUGUAGCUGCAGGCACUAUUGCAGAUCCUUACCAGCUCGCUAAGGAUCUACAAUUAUCCGACGAUUCUGAUUCCGAAGAAAGCUUUUCUGUGGGAAAACCAGAGCAAGCCGUAAAGAGUAGCUUUUGCCUAUUCAAGGAUAUGCCAUUAUUAGGUGAUUCAACUGGACAACCUUCAGCGGCAGUUAACAACCAACAAUCAUGGAAUGAGCAUUUGGAUAGCAAUGGACAAAGGAUUGCCCGAAAAGGGGAGGAUAGGGAGAAUCAUCUGGUAGAUGAUCUUCAGCUGUCGGAUGAUUCCGAUUUUGAGGACGUCCCGACGAAACCGAACCACGUCAGUGAUCUUCUGUCACCGUUAAAUCCAGGCACCGAAAGGAAGACUGCUUCUACAUGGGGAGCAAACGAGGAACAAAGGAUUGCCCGAAAAGGAGAGAAUCAUCUGGCAGAUGAUCUUCAGCUGUCGGAUGAUUCCGAUUUUGAGGACGUCCCGACGAAACCGAACCAAGUCAGUGAUCUUAUGUCACCGUUAAAUCCAGGCACCGAAAGGAAGACUGCUUCUACAUGGGGAGCAAACGAGGAACAAAGGAUUGCCCGAAAAGGAGAGAAUCAUCUGGCAGAUGAUCUUCAGCUGUCGGAUGAUUCCGAUUUUGAGGAUGUCCCGACGAAACCGAACCAAGUCAGUGAUCUUCUGUUACCGUUAAAUCCGGGCACCGAAAGGAAGACUGCUUCUACAUGGGGAGCAGCCGAGGAAGACGUCCCGAAACAAGUUGGUAGCUGUCUUCCAAAUUUUCAAUUCAAUGGACAAAGGAUUGCCCGAAAAGGGGAGGAUAAUUUUAGGUCCUAUCAGCUAGCGGAUGAUCUUCAGCUAUCGGAUGAUUCCGAUUUUGAGGACGUCCCAACAAGUCAGCAAUUGUGUGAUCUUCUGCCGCGGUUAAAUCCAGGCACCGAAUGGACUGCUGCUUCUACACGGGGAUCAAACGAUGAAGACGUCCCGAAGCAAGUUGGUAGCUGUCUUCCCACUUUGCAACAAUUCAAUGGAAUUGUCCCUGGAAAUGGUUCGUAUUCACUUCUAAAUGAUCUGGAACUUUCGGAGGAUUCUGAUUCUGAUAGCGACUUCGGUGCAGUACAGCCCGAGCAAGUAAGUUCAUUUCACAGCAACCAGGUAGAACAUGAGCCUGUAUUGAAUAUUGGAGACCCUUUGCAUGCUCCGAUAAAACGUAUGCCAGAGGAAUUUGUUGAGGUGAAACCACAAAGUAAACGAGACCCAGAAGGUUUGCCUCGGUCGGAUUCAUUUAGAAGGAGCAUUGGAAUGUCGGAUGUAGUUGUAAUUCAGCCCUCGGGGCCAUUAGCAUUGCAACAUGGUCAAAAGAUAGACAUUAUUUCCAACGAAUUGGUGAAACCAGCAGUGGAUUCUACCGUAAAAUUGGCUCCAGCAGGUGAUUCAAAAGCCGAUGGAAAGACGAUAGAAAGGAAUUCUUUACAUCGAAUCCAAGGUGAGAAACAGAGAAGCAAAGGGUUGUCAAGACAUGCGGUCACUGUAGAUAGUGCAGGCCGCAAUCCGCAAAAAGUGAGAACUACACCAAUUAGCGAAAUCUACAAUGGAAGACAAACUACGAAACCAAUGAAGGUUGCAGCGAUUCUGCCAAGUGGCUCUAGACCAGAACAAAAGUCGUCUGCUCCAUCAUUAGAUCCUCUCCCAGAGAAUUACACCUUACCAGUAGCAAGAAAGGUGCGGACCAGUACCUUUACGAAAAAAGACAUUGAAAAUCAGAUUUCCCGUGGGAAGGAACUGUUGCAAAAGGCAAGCGAUAGCAACUGCGAAGAUGAAGGUAAUGGUAAAAAAAUAUUGAGCUCCGGGUUACCUACGAAAAAGACUACCGCAAAUAUGUCUGUAGGACCUGAACGAAACAAGCAGGAGAUCUCCAAGGAAAUUGACAAAUCAAUGGUUGAUUCUAAGGAGAUAAAUCAACAAAUAACUAAAGGCAGCAAAACUGAUGAGCAUGAGAGAAGGACUCCAAAAGGUUCCGAAAUGGAAGGCCUCAUUUCUCGUGGGAAGGAAAACAAGCGCAACUCCGCAAAUCAAUCAACCAAGCAUAGUACUUCUAAACGGAAAGGUGGCCCAUCUAACGAGGGUAUCAUUCAGAUUUCUGAAGCAUAUCAAAAGAAACAAGCGAUCACAAAUGAAACGGGAAAAUCUUCGGAUUUUAUAAAUAAAACCGAAGCAAAUGGAGAUGGCACGCAUCAGAAGUUAUUGCAUAAGAUGGACGUACCAAAACCACAUAAACGUAAUGACAAAGCCAUGUUGAGACGUACAAAAAAGAGCCCAGACGUAGUCCACAAUAAGAAUGAGGGCCGAAAAGGCGAAGCGCAUCACCAGUUAUUGCAUAAGAUGGACGAACCGAAACCACAUAAGCGUAAUGCCAAAGAAAUGUUGGACUCAAGAUCGCCCACCGACAAGGACGAAAAGUCUGCAAAUAGAGACGGCAAAACUGACAGACGUACAAAAAAGAGCGCAGACGUAGUCCAUAAUAAGAAUGAGGGCCGAAAAGACGAAGCGCAUCACCAGUUAUUGCAUAAGAUGGACGAACCAAAACCACACAAAGAAAUGUUGGGCUCAAGGUCGUCUACCGACAAGGACGAAAAGCCUGCAAACAGAGACGGCAAAACUGGCAGACGUACAAAAAAGAACCUAGACGUAGUCCAUAAUAAGAAUGAGGGCAGAAAAGACGAGGCGCAUAAGAUGGAGGAACCAAAACCGAAUAAACGUAAUGCAAAAGAAAUGUUGGGCUCGAGGUGGUCUAUUGGAAAGGACGAGAAGUCUGAAGGAAAUUUUACUCAAGAGACAGAACCACCUCGAAAGAAGCACAAGAUCGCAAACGAAAGUAAAAAACCAACGUCGGAUUCUCAAAUGAGAAUCAGUGAAGAUAGCACGACCGAUAAGCACGAGCGAAAGUCCUCAAAAGGAUCCCACAGUGAAAAUAAGGAUAGAAGAAUAGAGGCACCUCAUCCUCAAUUUAAAGAGAUGCCCUCUCCAAAAAUCGAUGGCAAAUCUCUGAAAAAAAAAGAAACCGCUAAUGCUCCGGCGAUCAACAAAGAUUUCAUACAGGAUCCUGGGGUCAAGAAUCUCAGCGAUAUCGAUAAGUUCAAAAUUCUGCGCCAGGAAUAUAUCGUACUCAUGGAGUUACUAAAGAAACCUGCCAAUUUAGUGGUCGAGUUGAAAAGCGUGCUAGAUCAAAAAAAGAAAUCUGGCACAGCAAAGGAAGUGAUGGCACUAAAAGAGACAAUCCUAGUUGUGGGAAGAGAACUAAGGUCGGAAAGUUUUCAAAGCCAGAAAAGGAAACUGAAGCAAUUACGAGAUCAGUUGGAAUCAUUAAAACGAAUUAUUAGGAAUAAGAACAAAACUGGUACUCUCGAUUUUUAA